AUGGAAGAAGAGACGGGGUCGACAGACCCGCCACAGCAAACUCAACGGACAACACUGUCCCAAGAACAACUAUCGUCGAUCCUGGCAGCGAUUUCGAACGCAAACGCCGCUCCAGCGCACGUCAAGACGACCGCAGCUCCGCCUUUCACAUUCCGGCGCAAGGGAUUUCAGUACCAAUACGACUUCAACUGUAAACUCAUCGAUCUUUUGGAAACAGCGGCUGGAAAAGGAACAGCAGAAGCGGCAGAAGAAAUCAAGCUAGCGAAGGAACGGCUCGUGGAGCGCAACGACACGUUGAAGAUCGGCGAUGAGAGCCCAGAGGUCUCCUCCUUUCUUGAAACAAAGGAGAAAGCGGAAAGCAUGAAGUCAUCGAGUCCUUGGUUGGCAGAGCUCCUAGAGCAGCAAAAAAAAGAAGAAAAGAAAAAAAAAACCACCACUCAACCAGCCCUUUCACCAAAGGGUUGCAGCCUGGACACCUGCGACCCGCUUCAACCGAGUCCCUGAACGUGCCACCAUGGAUGUGGCGGCAUUUCGACCUGGGUCCUCUCGUCACGUCUUCGGACCAACGCGAGGCCCCCAAAACCCGCAGCGAAGAGAGGAAGAGAAGCGACGAUUCUCACCGGAUCGAGGACGUCCGGGUGGAUGUUACCUCUGUGGAGCAGAGUCUCACUGGGCGAGAGAAUGCCCCAAAAGAAAAAGAGAGUAAAGGUAAGUUUAAAGCGGGAGGCAUUCACAAGAGCAGACACGCCUGGAGAGGUUUAGGAGCUUCAGCCUGGGUUCUCGACACCUUAGAAAAUGGUUUGAAAAUAGACCUAGUCUCGACUCCUAAGCCUCUCGAGGCAUUGUCGAACAGAUCGAGCGUACAGAGAAAUCAUGAUUUCGUUUCAGAGGAGGUGGUCAGGCUCGUCGAGACCGGAGCAGCGGAGGAAGUGCAGCUAGAACGGAACAACAACAGGACAAACUCGCUGCACGUGGCUACAGGAGGUAAAAAGCCUCGGCUUAUUCUAGAUUUAUCGAACUUUAACGACCACGGUAAGAAAGAACAUUGUCGUUUCGAAGACUGAGGUACAGUUAAAUGGCUUAUCCCUGAAGGGGCCUUUGUAGUAGUCUGCGAUUUGAGGGCAGGAUAUCACCAUGUUUUAAUCAGAGAGCAAGACAGAAAAUGGUUUGGUUUCACCUGGGAAGAAAAGUUCUACCGUUUCCGAGCUCUUCCUUUCGGGCUUAGUUGUGCCCCUUCGUGUUCACGAAGUUGUUAAGACCGUGGGUACACAAAUGGAGGCUCCAAGGUUGGGGAGUGUGCUUCUAUUUAGACGACGCCAUUAUAUGGGCCGAAUCAGAGAAAAAAUGCAGUGAAAUCGCAAAUUCGAUUAGAAAAGAUUUAGAAUCGGGAGGAUGGCAUUUCGCAGACGAAAAGUGUGAUUGGCAACCAACUCAGAAAAAGACUUGGUUAGGCAUAGAGGUAGAUACAGUAGAAAAAACCUUAUCACUAUCAGAAAACAGGAGAAAAUCUGCCAUAGACCGCCUAGAUAGCCUCCUGAGGCAGCAAAAACCCUCCUUGCAUGACAGAUUGCGAUUUACAGGUACUCUGGCUUCGGCAAGCCACGUGGUCAAUGAGGCCUUGAGGAAGACCAACAAGGAAUUGGUGACGGUGACGGCAGAGGCGCAAGGGGCUCGAAAAAACCUCGAGGAGCGUUGGCCAAUGUCGCAAGCUGAAAGAUCAGAGGCGGAGGCUUGGAAGAGUGAGUUGUUAAAGAAUAACUGGAUAUCGAGCUUUAAGCAGCCGCCUGGAAAACAGUUUGAACCUAAAUUCUAUCUUUGGGUAGACGCUUCCAAAAGCAAGGUUGGAGCGGCGUUCGAAAUUAAGAUGGGAAGUGAUAUUCUCGAGUUUUCCCAAGAAAUCCCAGAACCACUUAGGGGAAGAUCUAGUACUUUUAGAGAGCUUUUUGCGAUAUCGGCUGGGCUAUCAGCGUUCCAAGAUUUUCUCGUAAACGAAGUAGAGAUUAAAUGCGAUAAUCAGGCAGCAGUUACCAUUGUUAAAAAAGGAAGUCUAAAAAGAGACUUGCAAAAUUUAGCGAAAGAAAUUUGGAGGAAGGAGUCUGAGAAUAGAUUGAAUUUAAAUGUCGUUUGGGUUCCGAGAAGGGAAAACCAGCUGGCAGAUGCGCUGAGUCGCAUUAAAGACCCAGACGAUUGGGAGAUCCUUCCGAAAAUAGCCGAAACGGCAAUGAAUUAUCUACAAAAAUGCUCAUGGGAUCUGUUCGCGAACGAGAAAAACGCAAUUUGUUCCAGGUUCUGCGCCAGAUCCGAAUGUCCGGGAGCAGCGGCCGUGGACGCCUUCAGUUGCCCGGAGCUUCGGUACAGAAAUGACCUUUGGUUAGUCCCGCCAGUUCGUUUGGUACUAAAAACACUAGCCUUCAUGAAAAAACACAAAUCCAGGGGAAUCUUAGGAGUUCCAGAUUGGAGGAGUCAAUCAUUUUUUCCUCUUCUGAAAAUAGGCCAAGACUGGGCGCCAGAAAUAAAAGGGGGUACCAGAAUGCCACCGGGAGCCAAAAUGUUUGUACCUGGAGGGGCAGGGGAAGCUUCCAACUCUUUCGCAAAAUCACCGUUUUUAUUCUUACUAAUCGACUUCUCGACAAAACCAGUGCCCAGAAAGAAGUUUUCUUUUCAAUGAUAGUUUCCUCGCAGCUUUCCAAAGGUUUUAGGAUGCUCCCCUUGUAAACUUCGUUUUCCAAGCUGUACACGACCUAGUUGAAAAGCAAACUGAGUUAUUUGGGAAUGUAAUGGACAAAUAAUUGAAGUUUGCUUGGAAACACAGGGCGUGUCAACGAUGCGCGCGCGAAACGAUCACAUCGAAAGGCACACCGUUCGAAUGUGUACCGUAACCCGCGCCGGGCGAGGAGAGCGCGGUUUUUUUCAAAAUUCCCCCAGUUUUCCAGCUUUUGGGUUUUUACACGGGUUUUUUCUGUAAGACAAUACCCCACCCACCCACCCAGAAAAAGACAAGAUACGAGGAAAGAAAAGGUCAGAGUAGAAAUGCUUACAGAUAAUCGUUUCCUCAACUAUUUCCUUGGCGAGAUACAACCACAUGAAGCCUCUCUACAAAAAGCCAUUGCGUCGGCCGCAAGCAGGACAAAACCAACGGUACAAAAUCGGACGAAAUUGCCAUUUGAGCAUUACCGAAGGUUAGUAGAAACCGCGUCGAAGUACCCCGAGCUGGAUAGGGCAGGCACUUUGGCGAUUCUCCUAUUUAACGCAAUGCUCAGAAUAUCCGAGGCACUGGCUCUUCGUUGGGACGACGUUCAACUCGACAAACCCGACGGGGAAGGCAGUCUGCAAAUUAGACGAUCAAAGACAGACCAAGAAGGGAAAGGCGUGAAUCUUCCGAUCAAGCUGGAGAAGGAAGAGUUUCGGGUCGUCACCCGCUUCAAAUUGGUCAACGGCGCAGGUUUUAUCUUCUUAUCAGCCUCAACAAAAACGCCCAUCACCUACUCCACGGCAUGCAAAGAACUAAAACUUCUGCUUCAUAAGGCCGGACUCGAAAACUUCAACUACACUUCACAUGCCUUCAGGGGUGGUGCGGCAACAGCGGCCCUGGAAAGCGGAGUGGAUGGGACCGAAGUUAUGCGGGCGGGACGAUGGAAAUCAACUUCAGCGUUCGGAUGUUACAUCGGCAGAAAGCCAAUUAAGAAGUCAACAGAUGGAGAGCACGCCAACUUAGGAGAUGAAGACGGCUCGAGGAAGAACUAG
Caenorhabditis auriculariae is the source of this 3744-nucleotide messenger RNA. The record is from the annotation of a GenBank genome assembly. NCBI's taxonomy places the organism in Eukaryota, Metazoa, Nematoda, Chromadorea, Rhabditida, Rhabditidae.